This is a messenger RNA of Acipenser ruthenus (sterlet), 2463 nucleotides long. Its product is annotated as mothers against decapentaplegic homolog 9. The transcript is spliced from 8 exons. Bases 622 to 2025 code for a protein of 467 amino acids. Gene Ontology annotation, molecular function: I-SMAD binding; RNA polymerase II cis-regulatory region sequence-specific DNA binding; DNA-binding transcription factor activity, RNA polymerase II-specific. Gene Ontology annotation, biological process: BMP signaling pathway; regulation of transcription by RNA polymerase II; anatomical structure morphogenesis. The record is from RefSeq and is a predicted model, not a curated record. Gene Ontology annotation, cellular component: heteromeric SMAD protein complex. NCBI's taxonomy places the organism in Eukaryota, Metazoa, Chordata, Actinopteri, Acipenseriformes, Acipenseridae.
CGUGUUCAUCCGCAAGAAAGGAAACUCUCCAGUCCUAACAAUAAAAAAUCAAUAGACCUAACUGGGGUCUUAUCAGAGGUUGCAUGAAUGGGUGGUGAAUUUAGUAACAGCUUGGUUUUAACGGGUGAACAAGUGCCUGCAGAUCGUAAUUAGCAAAGGCUCCUGUCUUAUCAUUUUUGGAUCCACUUGUGUGGCUCAGUCAGACUGCCUGGGAAAGUUCCAGCUCUGCGGAUGGAUCCAGCACUGGGGCGCUGAGGCUCCAGCCUGACUGACGCCGGGGCAGUGCUGCUGCUAAUAUGUGUUCCACACCUCCAGGGCGCACAGACAGGGAAGAGCUGCACUGUACUGAUAACUCCCACGAAACAACAUACACGCGAACAAAAGAUGAAAGCAAUACUAUCUUGGCAUCUGGCUGCGUAAAAACAACAUUCACAGCUUGAAUCUCAAAUUCUCCUUACAGAUACCAGAGCCUGAGUAGCACUGAACAUAUUUGCUUUAGUGUGGCAAUCUUCCAAAUUCCACUGGAACCGUACACUGAAUACAAGGUUAGCAGCAUACAAGCGGUUUAAUAGGCCUUACAGGCAGCCUCAACCCCAAUUUAUUUACCCCACCAGUCUCCCAAUGCAUGCCAGCACGGCCAUCACUUCACUCUUCUCCUUCACAAGCCCAGCAGUGAAAAAGCUACUUGGCUGGAAACAAGGGGAUGAGGAGGAAAAAUGGGCAGAGAAAGCCGUUGAUUCCCUCGUUAAGAAGCUGAAGAAGAAAAAGGGAGCUAUGGAGGACUUAGAAAGGGCCCUGAGCAGUCCGGGCCAGCCCAGCAAAUGUGUGACAAUCCCUCGGUCGCUGGACGGAAGGCUGCAGGUGUCGCACAGGAAAGGCUUGCCCCAUGUCAUUUACUGCAGGGUGUGGAGGUGGCCUGAUCUACAGUCUCAUCACGAGCUGAAAGCCAUGGAGUGCUGUGAGUUUCCUUUCGGAGCAAAGCAAAAGGACAUCUGCAUUAACCCCUAUCAUUACCGGCGGGUCGAAACACCAGUAUUGCCUCCUGUGUUGGUUCCACGGCACAGCGAGUUCAACCCUCAACACAGCUUGCUGGCCAAGUUUCGCAACGCCUCUCUGCAGAGUGAACCGCUCAUGCCACACAACGCAACCUACCCAGACUCCUUCCAGCAGCCACCCUGCAAUGUUUUCUCAUUGUCACCAAACAGGACUUUCAGCCAGUCCCCCUGCACCAUCAGUUAUCCCAGCUCUCCUGGAAGCUCCACUGAGCCCGGGAGCCCAUACCAGCUGACAGCUGAGACCCCACCUCCUCCAUACAGCAUGGCAGAAGCAGUAACCAAUGAUGACGUGAAGCCCAUGGACUCAUCAAACCAAAAUAUGUUAAUACUGUCGGCUCCUCAAAGAGAACUGCGGCCUGUGUGUUAUGAAGAGCCAGAGUACUGGUGCUCUGUUGCUUACUACGAACUAAACAACAGGGUAGGAGAGACCUACCACGCAUCCUCUCGGAAUAUGCUUAUUGAUGGCUUCACAGAUCCCUCAAACAAGACAAAUCGGUUUUGUCUCGGGCUCCUGUCUAAUGUCAAUCGGAACUCUACUAUUGAACACACCAGAAGACACAUUGGGAAAGGCGUCCAUCUGUAUUAUGUUGGUGGGGAGGUGUAUGCAGAAUGCCUGAGCGACAGCAGCAUUUUUGUGCAGAGCCGCAACUGCAACUACCAGCACGGCUUUCAUGCCACCACUGUCUGUAAAAUCCCAAGUGGCUGCAGCCUCAAGAUCUUCAACAACCAGCUGUUUGCUCAGCUUCUCGCCCAGUCUGUCAGCCAUGGCUUUGAGGUAGUCUACGAGCUGACAAAAAUGUGCACUAUCAGGAUGAGCUUUGUGAAGGGUUGGGGUGCAGAGUACCAUCGCCAGGAUGUCACUAGCACUCCCUGCUGGAUUGAGAUCCACUUGCAUGGACCCCUGCAGUGGCUAGACAAAGUCCUGACUCAAAUGGGGUCACCUGAUAAUGCCAUCUCUUCAGUCUCUUAACAUGCAGCACAGCACUCCUCUAUAAUAUGCUAUUGCGGGCAGUGGCUUAUAGGACAAUAACUAAACAAUGUAUAUGUAGUCUUCUAUGAGAGGUUUAAUUCCAGAUAAUGUUUUCAUGUUGAUGCAUUUUUUUUUUAUUUUGGUGUCUAGAACAGUUGUUAUUUUUUGUAGUCUUGUGUGUUACCUUAUAUAAUAAAUAAUGUACUUUUUUAAUGCUGUAUAUGAAAAUUUACAUUUUCUGAGUAUCUGAUACCGUAAUGUACAAUAACUCAACUAUGCAAUACAUUGCUGUGAAGGUUUGUUUCAUUUUACCAUACCUUUGUUUUUUAAAACUUGUAAAUUAAUAUUUUUUUUCUUGUUAAUGUGUUGCUGUUGUUUCUAAUUUUUGUUUAAUAUAAUUUUUUGCCUGUCUUUAAAAUCUUGAAUCUCUGUCUAAAA